This is a messenger RNA of Lacerta agilis (Sand lizard), 924 nucleotides long. RefSeq names its product mitochondrial ribosomal protein L47 (gene MRPL47). The coding region runs from base 25 to 765 and encodes 246 amino acids. Gene Ontology annotation, biological process: mitochondrial translation. Gene Ontology annotation, cellular component: mitochondrial ribosome; mitochondrial large ribosomal subunit. The record is from RefSeq and is a predicted model, not a curated record. The transcript is spliced from 7 exons. Gene Ontology annotation, molecular function: structural constituent of ribosome. NCBI's taxonomy places the organism in Eukaryota, Metazoa, Chordata, Lepidosauria, Squamata, Lacertidae.
GCAUUGUGGGAAACGGGAGGUGUCAUGGCGGCGGCGGUAGCGCUUUGCCGGCCCUUCUCGAAGCUCCUGAGAUUGCCUGCAGCGACCUGGGGCGGCCCGUCGGCGUCCUCUCCUCCCAGAUUCAUCCUUAACAACCUGCACAACAAUGCCACAAAAGUAGAAACAGUCUCUCCCUGUAUGUUGCUUCAUACCUCCUUGCCUCGGAAUGGGCUGGAGGAAUUUUUUGAUGAUCCCAAAAACUGGGGAAAGACAGAAGUCAAAUCUGGGGAUUCUUGGACAGUAGAACAGCUCCGAGGCAAGAGCAGUGAGGAUUUGCACAAACUUUGGUACGUCCUGCUUAAAGAGCGAAACAUGCUUUUAACGUUGGAGCAAGAAGCAAAACGGCAGAGGCUGCCAAUGCCAAGCCCAGAGCGAUUAGAAAAGGUGAAAGAUUCCAUGGAUAGAAUGGAUCUUGUCAUCCAGGAAAGGGAAGACGCUUUGCGGCUCUUACAGACUGGCCAGGAGAAAGAGAGACCAGGCGAAUGGAGACAUGACUUCUUGGGCCGUGUAUUUUGGUACACUUUUAGGGAAUGGCCAAUCCCUUGGUACCUAAAUGCAAAGCAUAACAGGAAGCGGUUCUACUAUUUGCCAAACGUCAAUCGUUUUCUCAGACUCAGACUUGAACAAUAUUUGCGCAAGGAAUCAAGGAAGAAGAAUUUGCAGAAAAAGAAUGAGAAGCGUUUAAAAGAACGCUUCCCUCAUCUUGGCGCUCAGUCUCAGAGUUAACGUGAAGUUGGCAGUGUUUGAUGGAAUUGUGGCACAAAUAUUCCUCCUUCUGAACUGGUUGUAAAUGGACAAAGAGUAAGGCAAAACAUACCAUGUGGUGUAAAAGAAGCUCAUUUCCGCCCCUACCAAAAUAAAGUUGUUUCAUCCUUCUUGUAAAAU